AUGCUGGUGGAUCAUGCGAGCCAAGUCCUGGGGAGAGCGGACGCUGGGAAGCGGACAUCGGCUGGGCGGGAGCCGACUGCGGCAAAACCAGAGGCGGGAAAGAUGCCGGGGGACACCGGAAUGGUUGGUGGGCGGUCCAAAGUUCAGAACAACAGGCCGUGUGGAAAGUCGUCCAAGGUCUCCUCGUUUCGGAAAGGCGAGAAUGUGUACAACUUUGCUGCCGAGCUGGAGCCUGUGAAGCCGUGCGGGGUGCCCAAGAAGUUUCAGUCGAACCUCUUCGACCUCCUCUCCUUCAAGGAGGCGAAAUCUGAGCCAAAGAAGACGGAAACGGACCCCAACCGCCUGCUGGCGAACGACAGCUUCCAAGCACACAACAUCUUGACAAACACGCUCCUGCCGGGACGGGACAACGAGAAUAAGCCAGCCAAGAAGCCUCCAGCGCCCAAAGUUCCCCCCGCGGAAUACCCGUCUCUGCUGUACGAUCCGAUCGUGGGCGAAUACAAGUCAGACAAGGGCAGGGAGCUCGAGAAGAAGAAAGGACCAAAGGUUGAGAAGUUCCAAAAGAGACUCGUGCACACGGAAAGUCCCCGGGACUACGACGUAGUAAAGGGCGUGUGGUCGGACCGCUUCGCCGAGAAGCCUGAAGGGCUGCGCAAGAACAGCGCCGAGGCAAACGCGAAUGUCCAGGCCGAGCGCAUGCGCACCCAGUCCCGCGACGCCCAGAAGAUCGCGCAGCAGGCGGCCACGCGGCAAACCAAGCAGCUCGCGCACAGGCAGGCGCAGCAGCCGCGCGCGAUCGGCGGCGCGCACCCGCGCGAAGUCACGGACGCGCCCCACGGGUUUAACAUCAUCAACGGCGUGCCGCUGAGGCCAUCAGGGGUUACGGACUUCGUCCCAUUCCCCGCGCGCGAGAACAUAAACCCCGACAGCAGUCACAGGAGGUCAAAGCCAAAUAUAAGCGGGCCCGCUUAUGAGGAGUUUAGCUCCUCCCGGAAGGAGGUUCUUACGAGCGCCGUCACCAACCGUUUGUUUCCUCUGAUGGUUGCUGUCACGCUGGACGGCAGCACUACGGCAGAGUUCACUGCAGCCUGCCAGCGGAUCCGAAACGUGAGAGAUCUUAUCAUUAUGAAGCUUGGUGCACUUGGCUGCCAGCGGUACCACUCAACGGGGAAAGAAGCCGCGGCCCUUGAGGAAGUCUACGACCAGCACGUGGCCCUCCUAGAGGCGAUCAUGGAGCACAGUUCGGCGCUGACACUUGCGUUCAAAAGUAGGAUCAAGAUAUCCGUCUAUUUCUUUGUGAUCCAAGAGGCCUGUACAACAACGAGGGGACCACUCAGCUUCCGUCAAUAG
Messenger RNA from Klebsormidium nitens, 1350 nucleotides. NCBI's taxonomy places the organism in Eukaryota, Viridiplantae, Streptophyta, Klebsormidiophyceae, Klebsormidiales, Klebsormidiaceae. The record is from the annotation of a GenBank genome assembly.